This is a messenger RNA of Spinacia oleracea (spinach), 2004 nucleotides long. RefSeq names its product sugar transport protein 1-like. Gene Ontology annotation, molecular function: monosaccharide transmembrane transporter activity. Gene Ontology annotation, biological process: monosaccharide transmembrane transport. The transcript is spliced from 4 exons. Gene Ontology annotation, cellular component: membrane. The record is from RefSeq and is a predicted model, not a curated record. Bases 279 to 1823 code for a protein of 514 amino acids. Lineage: Eukaryota; Viridiplantae; Streptophyta; Magnoliopsida; Caryophyllales; Amaranthaceae.
AUUUUAUAAACGUGCAAUUAAUACAUAAGUAGUACAAUUGUAUAUUGACUAAAACUCUUGGUUGUGGUCCUUGUGAAUCCAGUUUUACUUCUUUUUACGAUAGAAUUAGGAAAGUUAGAGUUAUAUUCAUGUUAAGCUUUUUAAUUAUUCUAUGUUCCCGUUAUUAGUUUUAAUGUCGAGUAGGAUUAGGAAACUAUUGUAUUAUAAAUACGUUGACACUUCUAGCUAUUUUAUUCAUCCAUAUUCUAUAGAUCAAAGUUAGAGAAUUAAACAAAAUAAUGGCGGGUGGAAUAAUUAUUGAUGGUGGAAAGGUUGGUAAAGAGUAUCCAGGAAAACUAACUGGUUACGUGUUUUUGAGUUGCCUUCUUGCGGCUGCUGGAGGAUUGAUAUUCGGUUAUGACAUCGGGAUUUCAGGUGGAGUUACAUCAAUGCCGAUGUUUUUGGAGAAAUUCUUCCCAUCAGUGUAUAGACAACAGAUGGCGGACUCAGGGACGAACCAGUACUGUAAAUUCAAUAGCGUCAAGUUAACUAUGUUCACGUCCUCUUUAUACUUGGCUGCAUUAGUAGCUUCUAUCGUGGCAUCAACUGUCACUCGAAAGUGGGGCCGCAAGCGAUCCAUGUUUGUUGGAGGCCUCCUCUUCCUGGCUGGUGGUGCUAUUAAUGCAGCUGCUCAAAACGUUGCCAUGCUUAUCAUCGGUCGUAUACUUCUUGGUUUUGGCAUCGGCUUCGCUAAUCAGUCAGUACCUGUGUUUCUGUCAGAGAUGGCACCUUACAAGCAUCGUGGUGCGCUAAACAUGAUGUUCCAACUCACAAUCACAAUAGGAAUCCUCAUAGCCAAUCUCCUUAACUACGUAUUUGCCAAAGUUGACCACAUUGGGUGGAGGUUGAGUCUCGGAGGAGCUAUGGUUCCUGCUCUCAUUAUCCUUUUUGGUUCUUUAAUCCUUCCCGAAACCCCCAACUCCCUCAUUGAAAGAGGCAAACCCGAUGAAGCUAAGAAACAACUGUUGAAAAUUCGAGGGGUAGAAAAUGUUGAUGCCGAAUUCGAAGACCUAGUUACAGCUAGUGAAGCCUCCGAGAAGGUGAAAGACCCUUGGAAAAGCCUCUUUAAGGACAGACAAUAUAGACCCCCUCUUAUAUUCGCCUUUGUAAUCCCAAUGUUUCAACAACUUACUGGGAUCAAUGUGAUCAUGUUCUACGCACCUGUUCUAUUUAAAACAAUCGGAUUUGCAGAUGAUGCCUCCCUUAUGUCAGCAGUUAUUACUGGUGGGGUUAACGUUGUUGCUACUUUAGUUUCUAUUUAUGGUGUUGAUAAAUGGGGAAGGCGCUCUCUUUUCCUUCAAGGUGGCAGCCAAAUGCUCAUUUUUCAGAUACUGGUAGCAUCAUUCAUCGGAUGGAAAUUUGGGGUGACAGGAGAUGCAGCAAAUUUGCCAGAAUGGUAUGCAAUUGUAGUUGUAUUGUUUAUAUGCAUCUACGUAGCUGGAUUCGCAUGGUCAUGGGGACCUCUAGGAUGGCUAGUACCAAGUGAAAUCUUCCCUCUUGAAGUUCGAUCUGCUGCACAGAGCAUCAAUGUAUCAGUUAACAUGAUAUUCACCUUUAUAAUUGCCCAAGCUUUCCUCCCAAUGUUAUGUGCCAUGAAGUUUGGACUCUUUAUCUUUUUCGCCUUCUUCGUGGUAGUUAUGACAAUAUUCAUCUACUUCUUGUUGCCUGAGACCAAGAAUGUGCCUAUUGAAGAGAUGAAUCUUGUUUGGAAGAACCACAAGUUCUGGGGUCAUUUCAUUCCAGAUGACGUAGUUACUCCAGAGAUGCCCGUGCUUAAGGCUUAAUUAAUUCUCUUUUUUAGUAUUUUAUCCUUUUUAAGAUUAUUAAGUACUCGAUCAAGUAUUAUAUAUGAUAUGUUUUAGUAGAUAGUCGUGUUUAAUUCGUUCAUUCAUUAACUCUUAUGAAGUUAUAAUAAACUUGUACGUUGAGAAUUUUCAUAAGGAGUUAUUUAUUUAUUAUUAUGCA